Hibiscus syriacus is the source of this 506-nucleotide messenger RNA. RefSeq lists its product as uncharacterized. The record is from RefSeq and is a predicted model, not a curated record. The transcript is spliced from 2 exons. Bases 24 to 383 code for a protein of 119 amino acids. Lineage: Eukaryota; Viridiplantae; Streptophyta; Magnoliopsida; Malvales; Malvaceae.
UCCCAUUUUUCUCUCUUAUUUGCAUGGGAAGAUUUGCCAUAGCCAUAGCCAAAGCCAAGACUUCAAUGCUCAGGGAAGCUAAGCGAUCCUUUGAGCGUCCGUUGAGCAAAAUCGCCAGUGCUGAUCGGGAGAAUAUCGAGAAGUGUCGGAAGUCUUCGUCGAAGGGUAAUGACAUAAAAGUUUCAUGGUCCUGGGUUCCGCAUCCAAGGAGCGGAAUAUAUUUUCCCGAAGGCCACGAAUGGGUGAUGAAAGACGUUCCGGAGGGAGCGGCGUCGUUGGACCAGACGUAUUGGCUUAGGAAUGUCGACGGUGUCGAUAAACCAGAGCCAUCUGAUCGUGAAUAUUUUCCUAGUGACCAGCACUAUUCCCAUGCAAAUAUUUGAGAGGGAAAAAGAAAAGUUUAACUAGUUAAUUAUUAUUAUUUAAUGGAGUAAACAUUUAUAGACUUAAACAAAGUGUUGGGAUCUUUAGGGGAUUUUAAAUAAAUGUUUUGGCCUUGGCUGAAA